GCGCGCGUCGUGCGACCCCCAGCGGCCGGACAUGGCGCUGCUUCCCCGCCGCCCGGCCUCCCGGGGGUUGGAGAACGCCGAUCCAGAGAUCCAACUCAAACCCAAGAGCCAUGUCACCGUCCGAAGGGGCAGACCUGCCCUGGGAGAAAUCGGGAACAAAGUCGCCAACAGAGGCGUUCAAGUAGCCAAGAAAGCCGGAAGCACCAAGCUUCCUGUCACAUCCACGAAGGGAAUCGUCAAAGCCACUAAUGUCACCGCCCCCAAGCCCCCCGUUCCCGGCAAGCCGGUGCUGAAGGAAGCCCCCGUACCCAAGGCCCCGUCUCCCGAGCCGGCCCCUAUGGACGUGUCGAUGUCGGAAGAGGCCCUGUGCCAGGCUUUCUCGGACAAGCUUCUCUGCAGGAUCGAGGACAUCGACGGUGAGGACGGGGACAACCCCCAGCUGUGCAGCGACUACGUCAAGGAGAUCUACCAGUACCUGCGGCAGCUGGAGGUGCAGCAGUCGAUCCACCCCAACUUCCUGGACGGCAAGGAGCUCAACGGGCGCAUGCGUGCCAUCCUGGUGGACUGGUUGGUACAAGUCCACUCCAAGUUCCGCCUGCUGCAGGAAACGCUGUACAUGUGCGUGGCCAUCAUGGACCGCUUCUUACAGGCUCAGCCGGUGUCUCGCAAGAAGCUUCAGCUGGUGGGCGUCACGGCUCUGCUGCUGGCCUCCAAGUACGAGGAGAUCUUCUCGCCGGACAUCCGGGACUUCGUCUACAUCACCGACCAGACCUACACCAGCUCCCAGAUCAGGGAGAUGGAGGUCCUCAUCCUCAGCGAGCUCAAGUUUGAGCUGGGCCGGCCCCUGCCCCUCCACUUCCUGAGGCGGGCCUCCAAAGCGGGCGAGGCUGACGCCGAACAGCACACGCUGGCCAAGUACCUGAUGGAGCUGACCAUCGUCGACUACGACAUGGUCCACUACCCCCCGUCUGCGAUCGCCGCCGCAGCCUCCUGCCUCUCUCAGAAGAUCCUGGGUCAAGGCGAGUGGAGCCCAAAGCAGCAGUACUACACCGGCUACAGCGAGGACGAGGUGUGGGAAGUCAUGCAACACAUGGCCAAGAACGUGGUUAAAGUCAACGGAAACUUAAACAAAUUCAUUGCUGUCAAGAACAAGUACGCCAGCAGCAAGCUCAUGAAAAUCAGCACCAUCCCUCAACUCAACUCCAAAACCAUCCAGGACCUAGCCCAGCCUCUGCUGGGCAGGGGCUAGAGCGGGCACCCCCGGGGCUACAGCGGGCACCCGGGGCCAGGGCAGCCAGCCAGGCGACCGACCGACUGCCUUAGCCACGCACUUUUGUCUCCUCAGGAUGUGAACCUGCUCCUUCUGUAAAUAAUCAUCUCCCGAGCAACAUGGGUGUGGGGAAUGGGUGCAAGCUUAUUUUCUAACCUAAAGUAUAAAAUAUUUAAACUUCCCAGAGGGGGAAAUUAAAGUCUCUGAUUUUUA
Tachyglossus aculeatus (Australian echidna) is the source of this 1483-nucleotide messenger RNA. It is a transcript of the gene CCNB2, whose product is annotated as cyclin B2. The transcript has 9 exons. Gene Ontology annotation, molecular function: cyclin-dependent protein serine/threonine kinase regulator activity. Gene Ontology annotation, biological process: mitotic cell cycle phase transition; regulation of cyclin-dependent protein serine/threonine kinase activity. The coding region runs from base 32 to 1249 and encodes 405 amino acids. Lineage: Eukaryota; Metazoa; Chordata; Mammalia; Monotremata; Tachyglossidae. Gene Ontology annotation, cellular component: cytoplasm; cyclin-dependent protein kinase holoenzyme complex; nucleus. The record is from RefSeq and is a predicted model, not a curated record.